UUAAAUUCCUCCGCCGCCGCCGCUUUGCCUCACCCUAUUCUCAGAAGCUCCGUCUCCUCGACUUUGUUUUCUCUUCUCCUUUCUCCUGCAUUUGUCUUUUCUUCUUUUCUAUCUCGUCUUCCUCUCUUCUUUCUUUUCUCCUAUUGUAGAUGGAUUGAAGCUGUUUUCUCCUCCCUUCUCCUCUUCUUCUCACCGCCGCUCAUUGGUCAGAUCUUUCCCUCUGCUUGUUGCUCUCAAAAUCUUUAUUAUCUCUCCUCCUUCUUUCCUUCUCAUUCUUUGAUUUCAUUCUUAAAUAUUACUUUCACCUUUUUAUUGUUUUUCUUUUUUCUUUAAUUUUUUUUGCCCGAUUGAUCGGCUGAUACCAUGAGAGCUGCAUAUUUCUUUUCAAAAAUUAUUUGUAGCUUCAAACCUGGUAAACGAAAUCGCGGCUACCAUAGUCGGCCAUACACAAAAUAUGUAACUCCACGGUGGUCUUUUCCACUGAUCUUUUUUUUUCCGUUUCUUGGCUCCUUGGUUGGGAGACUGCUGUUUUUUGUCUUGCUUUUGAUUUCUUGACUUAUUUUUCAGUCUCAGAUAGAACUAGAAGUGAAGCGUCAACUGCUGCUUCCUCUCUAUUGUUUCAGAAUGCAACUAGAGUGUAGAUCUGUGGAGCUUUCAAUUUAUGCACUCUUAUUUUUCGUCUGAGAAAGAACUACAAGCACUGAAGCAUCUUCUAUCCAUUAAGGUAUGAAGGUGCACAAUCUGCAGAAGCCUUGCUCAGUUUGUGAACAGUGAAGAAGGUAAUGUUAUUGGUUAGCUGGCUUGAAUUUUGUGGUCCAUAAGUGUAAUCCAUGUUAACAAGUUUGAUAGAUUUACGUUAAACUAUAUUUUGGUAAAAGUGUUGAAUAAUCCAUGAAGUUGUUAAAAUCCAAUCCAUAUUACUUAUGAAGAUUAGAAAUUUACUUCACCUUAAGAUAUCACAACGAAGAAUUGUGCUGUGAUAUCUCAAGGGGCAAAAGAUCAAUCUUUUUUUUUUUUUAAUGUUUUCUAUAUUGGUUAAAAUCUACAAUGGAUUAUUUCAAGUUGUGAUAGCACUGAAGGCUACAAUUAAGAAACAGGUUAUGAUAGCACUGAAGGCUACGAUUAAAAGACAGGUACACCUUGAUUACCAUGAAGUUGGUGCUAAUAUCAUAAUAUCUGUAUCAUAUCAGGCCACUCUUCAAGGAUUUGUAGCUAAAGGGAUAUCAAGAGAAGAAGGUGAAGCUUUACUCAGGAAAAUUGUUGAAAUAGCAUGUGAUGUACGGGAUAUAUAUUAUGAUAAAGCCAGCAAAGGUUCUUGGGAUGUUAUUGGAGAUCCAAAAGCUUUAAACGUCCACUCCUUGUUGCUGCUUCUGUUGGAGGCUAUGGAGCUAAUCUUGCUGAUGGUUCUGAAUAUAGAAACUUUUCCUCUCGAGCACUUGCGAUAUUCUCAUGCAUUGCAGUGGCAUAUAUGGGGAUACAGUGACUCUGGAGACUUUGAAAGAUUUCCAUAGAAGAAGAGUUCAAGUUCUUGCCGACUCUGGUGCUGACCUGCUUGCAUUUGAGACAAUUUCAAACAAAUUGGAUGCUAUGAUAAUGGGGAAAGUGAAUAAAGAGAGGCUGGGAGAAUUCCUUGGGGAGUUGCAGAGGAAAGAGCAUACAAAUGACAGGUAUGUUGCUGUUCUGAGAGGGGAAACGUUGAUUAGAAACCCAUUUGUGAGAAUGCAACCUUUCCCAGACCAAAGCACAACUGAAGUUAGCAAGGCAUAGGAGUAGAUAAUGAGACUGCUGUUGGCAGACUUUUGUACCCAGAACUUUUUUCUAUUUUUUUCUCCCUUUUCACUACCAUUGUAGAGCACACUAUUAUGAAUGUCUAACGGUGACUUCUGAUUUACUGAUUCUUUAUCAUAAUGGGAUCACCGCAUGGAAAAUUUUGCUCCUGGUGUUUUAGCUUCAGAAUUUAUUUUUAGUCAGUUUAUGUAAACUAGGAAAGUGUACCACCGCAUGGUGAUUAUUGAUUUUUAUAUUGUUAGCUGA
Messenger RNA from Coffea arabica (coffee), 2034 nucleotides. Its product is annotated as selenocysteine methyltransferase-like. Gene Ontology annotation, biological process: S-methylmethionine cycle. The record is from RefSeq and is a predicted model, not a curated record. Gene Ontology annotation, molecular function: S-adenosylmethionine-homocysteine S-methyltransferase activity. NCBI's taxonomy places the organism in Eukaryota, Viridiplantae, Streptophyta, Magnoliopsida, Gentianales, Rubiaceae.